AGCCCUCCCAAACAUGCUAAACAAGAAAGUAAAAGAAUAACAGGCAUGGCAUCCCGAUCGCUACUCUUCACGCUCCGACGGAAAUGCAUAAUCAACAGCGAAUUUGGAUCUCUGUGGACCCUAGAGAAAGGGAAGUUUGGUAGAUUUCUCUCUUCCGGUGCGCUGAAUAGCGAAGCUGUUGAAGAGGAAUCGAAUUCAAAGGAGAAUGAAGACCACUUGAGGAGUAGAAUCCUUAGACUGAGACUUCCAAAGCGAAGCGCCACUAAUAUCAUACAGAAAUGGGUCAACGAAGGGAACAUUGUGACGGCCUGUGAGCUCAGAAGCAUCUCUAAAGAGCUUAGGAAGUCCCAGCGUUACAAGCAUGCUCUUGAGAUAUCAGAGUGGAUGGUUACAAAUAAAGAGUUUGAGUUAUCAGACUCUGACUAUGCAACUCGUAUUGACUUGAUGACAAAAGUUUUUGGUAUUGAUGCUGCGGAACGCUAUUUUGAAGGUCUACCUGUCUCGGCAAAAACUAGCGAAACCUAUACUGCACUCCUUCACUCUUAUGCUGGGUCAAAAUUACUAGAAAAGGCUGAAGAGCUUUAUGAGAGAAUAAAAGGAUCAAACCUGUCCUUCACUGUUCUCCCAUAUAAUGAGAUGAUGACUCUGUAUAUGUCAAUAGGGCAGGUGGAGAAAGUCUCAUUAGCUGUUGAAGAACUGAAAAGUCAGAAGGUUGCCCCUGACAUCUUCACUUACAAUCUAUGGAUAAGUUCAUGUGCUGCAACUCUAAAUAUUAAUCAAGUUAUGAGGAUAUUGGAUGAAAUGAGCCACAAUCCUGGUUGUAAUGAUGAUUGGCUUAGAUACAUUGACAUUGCCAAUAUAUAUGUUAAAGCAGGUCAUCUUGUGAAUGCGGAGUCCAGUACCGUUGUUGAAGCAGGGAAGGGUAUCAUGCAAAGAGAAUGGAUAACAUAUGACUUCCUUAUCAUUCUGUAUGCAGGUUUACGAAACAAAGAUAAAGUUGAUCAAAUAUGGAAAUCCUUAAGAAUGACUAAACAAAAAAUGACAAACAGAAACUUCAUUUGCAUCCUUUCUUCAUAUCUGAUGCUUGGACAUGUGAACGAAGCGGGAGAAGUUCUUGAUCAGUGGAAACAGUCUACUAUUACAGACUUUGAUAUCACUGCUUGUGGAAGGCUUUUGGAUGCAUUCUCAGAUGCUGGAUUAAGUGAAAUUGCCAACAAGUUCCAUGUGCUUCUGAUUGAAAGGAAUUUUGAUCUCACCAAUUUAUCGAAGUGAUUCCCAGUUUAUUUUAGCCAAUGCCACACUGUGCAGGGAACAUCAUUGAUACGUGUCAAUUCAGGAGAGAGAAUAAAUACUAUUGUAGUUCUUUCCACUCUGUUUAUUGUUGACUAUCUAGACUACCAGUUUUCCACACUUUGGUAUCACCACUACUCUCUCUCUCUCUCUCUCUCUCUUUCUCUCUCUCUCUAACAUGACUUAAAUGAGUGGGAUUGGAUUGGAUGAAGAGAACCUUUUUGUAAUUUAGGUACUCAAAAAAGGGAAAUAAAUGCAGUUGGUGUUGCUA
Messenger RNA from Hevea brasiliensis (rubber tree), 1561 nucleotides. RefSeq names its product pentatricopeptide repeat-containing protein At5g09450, mitochondrial. Gene Ontology annotation, molecular function: protein binding. Gene Ontology annotation, cellular component: mitochondrion. Lineage: Eukaryota; Viridiplantae; Streptophyta; Magnoliopsida; Malpighiales; Euphorbiaceae. The coding region runs from base 46 to 1272 and encodes 408 amino acids. The transcript is spliced from 3 exons. The record is from RefSeq and is a predicted model, not a curated record.